Messenger RNA from Artibeus jamaicensis (Jamaican fruit-eating bat), 1965 nucleotides. RefSeq names its product DnaJ heat shock protein family (Hsp40) member C7 (gene DNAJC7). The coding region runs from base 202 to 1677 and encodes 491 amino acids. The transcript is spliced from 14 exons. NCBI's taxonomy places the organism in Eukaryota, Metazoa, Chordata, Mammalia, Chiroptera, Phyllostomidae. The record is from RefSeq and is a predicted model, not a curated record. Gene Ontology annotation, molecular function: protein binding.
ACUUCUGUGCAUUGUUGUCGAUCAGCACUUUGCAUCUCCACCGCCCGUGCUCGCCUCACUCUUUUCUGCACUGAUUACACCCCAGCGAGCACUAGUCUGGGUCCGAGGUGAUUCUGUGUCUCUAUUAUUGACCUGGUCGGCCCCUACCCGCCUCCCGCCCCCCAUUACCCCAGAAGUCCAAAAUGAGAGAAGGAAGGAAGAAUGAGGGGCUUGUUUUGCUUCUACAGGACAAAUUCUUUUCCCUCCAUCCGCCCCUGCCCCCACCCCAGGAAAGCAGAGUCUUUUAAAGAACAAGGAAAUGCAUACUAUGCCAAGAAAGAUUACAAUGAAGCUUAUAACUAUUAUACGAAAGCCAUAGAUUUGUGUCCUAAAAAUGCCAGCUAUUACGGGAAUCGAGCAGCCACCUUGAUGAUGCUCGGAAGGUUCCGAGAGGCUCUGGCAGAUGCACAGCAGUCAGUGAGGUUGGAUGACACUUUUGUCCGGGGACAUCUGCGGGAGGGCAAGUGCCACCUGUCUUUAGGGAAUGCCAUGGCAGCAUGUCGCAGUUUCCAGAGAGCCCUAGAACUGGAUCACAAAAACGUUCAGGCACAACAGGAGUUCAAGAAUGCUAACGCAGUCAUAGAAUAUGAGAAAAUAGCAGAAACGGAUUUUGAGAAGCGGGAUUUUCGGAAGGUAGUUUUCUGCAUGGAUCGUGCCCUAGAAUUUGCCCCUGCUUGCCAUCGCUUCAAAAUCCUCAAAGCAGAAUGUUUGGCGAUGCUGGGUCGUUACCCAGAAGCACAGUCUGUGGCCAGUGACAUUUUACGGAUGGACUCCACCAAUGCAGAUGCUUUGUACGUGCGAGGUCUUUGCCUUUAUUAUGAAGAUUGUAUUGAGAAGGCGGUUCAGUUUUUCGUGCAGGCUCUCAGGAUGGCCCCUGACCAUGAGAAGGCCUGUGUUGCUUGCAGGAACGCUAAAGCACUGAAAGCAAAGAAAGAAGAUGGGAAUAAAGCCUUUAAAGAAGGAAAUUACAAGCUAGCCUAUGAACUGUACACAGAAGCCCUGGGGAUAGACCCCAACAAUAUAAAAACAAAUGCUAAACUCUACUGUAAUCGGGGUACGGUUAAUUCCAAGCUUAGGAAACUAGAUGAUGCAAUAGAAGACUGCACAAAUGCAGUGAAGCUCGAGGACACUUACAUAAAAGCCUACUUGAGAAGAGCUCAGUGUUACAUGGACACAGAACAGUAUGAAGAAGCAGUGCGAGACUAUGAAAAAGUGUAUCAGACGGAGAAAACAAAAGAACACAAACAGCUCCUUAAAAAUGCACAGCUGGAACUGAAGAAGAGUAAAAGGAAAGAUUACUACAAGAUUCUGGGAGUGGACAAGAACGCCUCUGAGGAUGAGAUCAAGAAGGCUUACCGGAAACGGGCCUUGAUGCACCAUCCAGAUCGGCACAGUGGAGCCAGUGCCGAAGUUCAGAAAGAGGAGGAGAAAAAGUUCAAGGAAGUGGGAGAAGCUUUCACCAUCUUGUCUGACCCCAAGAAAAAGACCCGCUAUGACAGCGGACAGGACCUGGAUGAGGAGGGCGUGAACAUGGGCGAUUUUGAUGCCAACAAUAUCUUCAAGGCAUUCUUCGGCGGACCUGGGGGCUUCAGCUUUGAAGCAUCUGGUCCAGGGAAUUUCUUCUUUCAAUUUGGCUAAUGGAAGGCCAUCAUCCAGAACUCAGAAAAUGCAGACUUGCUCAGUGUAACCUUGAAUGUGGACACAAUUCACCUCCUCCAUCAUGUCUCCAUGUCUUUAGAGCAGUUUCGUUUUCUUAGUUGGAUGCCCUGUGUCUGUGAGUCGGGUGAAGGAAAGGGAGCCAGCACCGAAGACUGCGGGUAGGGGAGGGAGGCGGGAGGUGAACAGGGAGGCAGCUUGUGAAUUUUUGUUUUAUGGUAUAACUUUAUUAAAAAAGAAAAAAAUGAAGAGAAUAAAAUGUUUUGACCC